Messenger RNA from Lactuca saligna, 333 nucleotides. NCBI's taxonomy places the organism in Eukaryota, Viridiplantae, Streptophyta, Magnoliopsida, Asterales, Asteraceae. The record is from the annotation of a GenBank genome assembly.
AUGAUAAAAGAUAGAUUAAAGUACAAAAAGGUCUUGAUUGUGCUUGAUGAUGUCGACAACCUGGAGCACCUAGAAGAGUUAGUUGGAUCACGUGAUUGGUUUGAGUCUAUGAAACUCUUUUGCAAGCAUGCACCCCGGGGUUACAGGCGUAUUGAAGAUUAUGAACAGCUUUCAAAAGAUGUGGUUUCGUAUGCUGGUGGGCUCCCGUUAGCACUUAGAGUUCUCGGUCGUUUUCUAUGUGACAAAGAUAUGAAUGAGUGGAGGAGUGCCUUGGCUAGAUUGAAAGAAAUCCCAGAUGCUAAUAUACUUGAAAAGCUAAAAAAUCAGCUUUGA